This is a messenger RNA of Sphenostylis stenocarpa, 1314 nucleotides long. The record is from the annotation of a GenBank genome assembly. NCBI's taxonomy places the organism in Eukaryota, Viridiplantae, Streptophyta, Magnoliopsida, Fabales, Fabaceae.
AUGGCUGAAAUUUUCUUCCACAAGCAAGUCCACGUCAGCAAAGAAUCUAUUUUCAGACCUUUGCUCUUGACACAUUCUGCUCGUCUCUGCUUGAAUUGCGAUGGCUGUGUGCACUCUGCAAAUGCUUUGUCCCGCAGGCAUUCACGUUCCCUCCUUUGCGAUAAGUGCAAUUCCCAGUCAGCAAUGAUACGUUGUAUGGAUCAUAAGUUGUCUUUGUGUCAGGGUUGUGACUGGAGCCCGAAUGACUGUUCUGCAUUGGGACAUAGGCGCCGCACGUUGAACGGAUAUAAUGGGUGUCCUUCAUUGGCUGAGUUUUCUAGAAUCUGGUCCUUUGUGUUUGAUGUUAAUUCCUCACAUGGUGGUUGGGAAUCUAUUGGUACUUUACCAAAAGGUGAGACUAGCCCGUGUUUGGAGCAACCUGAUCAUAAUGGUGGUUCCUUUGGUUUGGUGAGUGAUAAGUUGAAUGAAAUUGAACCUUGGAUGGGGCAAUCUCACAUCAUUCCCUCAAACCCAAAUUACAACACACCGUACAGCAAAGAAGAAGCAUUUUUUCUUCCUCGAGACUCAAACCAGCCAAAGGUGAGGAUGAGUGAGGCUGGUGCGGUCUAUACGAUUAAGCCGCAGGAGUGUACUGAUCUAGGAAUACGUGAUGGAAAUGGACUCUGUGAAGGUCUCAAUGUGGAUAACGUUCCAACAAAUUUAGGAAGUGCUGAUGAAAUAUUUGGCUGUUCACAAGCUCCCACAGGAUACCACCUUCAAGAUAGAGGAAUGGACUGUCUAUUGAUGGAUAAAAACAUAUCAGUCACAGAAUCUAGUUCACUUAUUGAGAGUGCCUUAGAGGCAUCAUCAUCAAUUCAACAAGAUUGUAUGACUUUUCAGUCAUCUACGCCUGGUGGAUCAGCUAGUGCGGUGCAGGUUAUGAACAGUAACACAAAUUGUGCACUUAUGAAUCCUAGCUGCAGUGGAAACAUCAAUCUGGGAUUUCAUCAGGGUCAAGUUCAUUCAAACAUACCUCUUCAAUUAGCCAACAUUGUGGGUGAAAAUAGUUCUACUGAAUAUCAAGACUGUGGGAUAUCGACAAUGUUUCUGCCAGGUGAAUUUCCCUGGGAAUCAAAUUUGGAGGGUACAAGCCCACAGGCAAGGGAUAAAGCUAAAAUGAGAUACAAUGAGAAAAAGAAAACACGAACGUUUGGCAAGCAAAUAAGAUAUGCAUCUCGUAAAGCAAGGGCUGACACAAGAAAACGUGUGAAAGGUAGAUUUGUUAAAGCAGGUGAAGCAUAUGAUUAUGACCCUCUUGUGACAAAGGACGUCUAA